GUUAGUUUGCAAAGUCAUCUAUACAUUUUCAUGUGUUUUAGGCAGUGGCAGAGCACAGUGUUUGGGCCCAUCCACAUGGUGGAGGGUUAGACCUACUUACAGUCCUAUUUGUAUGUUGCAGAUAGAACAGAUACAUUUAAAAAUAAAAUAGGAUAUUAAAUAUUCAAAUACAGUAAUUUUUGAGUUUAAUGAAUUUGAUAGAGCUUAUUCUACCUGUCCAUCUUAUAUUCAGGUUCACAUGUCAGCUUGAGUUGAAAAGUUUUCUGACGUGAUAGGAAUCUAUGCUUCUGUCUUGUCAUUGGAUGUCUUGUUAUGUUGUUACAUUUUGGUUUGUAUUUAUAGCCCUCAUGAUUUCUAGUCCUGGGUCGUGUAUUCUGUAAUACUGAGGCAGGCUGAAGACAGGACGAGAUGAAGAUGUAGGAUUGCGAGCAGAAUUGCCAGCAACUCGAGGCAGUUGAUGUGCCAAUGCAGCCGUGGGCCCAUCCAUAAGCCGGCGGCUGUGUGCCCAUUGCAAACAGUGCCCCGGCCCAUUUUGGAGGCGUCUGUCAUGACCACGAUGUGCCUGGAGACCUGCUCUAGUGGAAUGCCUGCCCGUAGAAACGUGAGGUCGGUCCAAGGGCUGAAGAAACAGUGACAGAUCAGCGUAAUGGUCCUGAUCGGGGCAGACGAGCGUGCUGGGGAAUGGGAGGUCCGUGGGGGGAUACCCGGCGGAGGUGGUCCCAUUGGGGUCCCCAAAUCGCCCCCAGUACUAGCUGCGCUGGCCUCAUACCUGUGGGUAGCAGGACCGAGGCGGGGAGCCUCUGGGGUGGCUUGCUUUCUUACGAAGGUAAGCCACGACCACAUCAUUGCCAUGGACAUGUUCUCACAAUGAGUACAUGACCCAUCCACGAAUGCUGUCUCCGCGUGAGCAGUGCCCAGACACAAAAGACAGUGAUCGUGACCGUCAGAAGGUGAGAGAUAAUGAGCGCAACCAGGAAUAACACACAAAGGAAAGGCAUCUUUAAAAAGACGUUCAGUGUGUGCCGCUCUUUUAGAGAUAUAUACUCUUUUAGAGAAAUAUACUCUUUUAGAGAAAUAUACUGUUUUAUUUCUGCCGAAGUGCCCAGGGGCAUUCUCUGCAGUGCACCAGUGCAGCGGGGGGAGAAGCCACUGAAAUGCACCGUCAGAUCCAGCAGAAGUGAAUGAACAGUCAUGGGAAUUCAGCUCAGUGAUCAUGACCGUUCGGCUCCGAAGAGAAAAUCUGAAUGAGCGGUUGUAUACCAGCUCUUUUUAUACCUGUAUGUCCGGGGGAAGUGGUAUGCAAAUACCACUCGCCAAUUUAAAUUGGCCUUUUAUCAAAGAUCAGAGGUGUCUCGGGCUCCCAAAAGUGACCCCUAGUGUCACUACAUCGACACAAUGUCGAGUGAGUGACAGAUAGGGAACAUGAGGGCUAUAAAGACAAACCAAAAGGUAACAACAUAAGACAUCCAAUGACAAGACAGAACUAAUAACAAGGUGACAAGUCUAAUAAACCAAGACAACACGUUCCCACUUCCAAGGCAUCAAAAACUGCAAGAGCCCAGCGCGUUAAUCUACAGACGCCAAAGGCGUUUCAAUGAAAAACCUUUGACAUCAACUGACUGACACGAUGGGCAUUACAAUUUUAGCAUCUUUUAACUAUACGUUGGGGUACAAUUUUGUCAUCGUGGCAUAUGUUGGGGGUAUGAUUGUCAUUUAGUUUGAAAUAAGCAACAUUUAUUCACAGUGGUUAAUAUUUAAUCUGUUGUUUAUCUGUCUGAAGUUACCCGUUUCAUUCCGGGUGUAUUUCAAGUCUUACAAUCAUUUAAUGUGAAGAACAAACCUAAAUGUCAAUUUUUUGUAACCGAACACAGUCACCUGGCAUCCACCAUAACACAUCCUGCACAAGUUUUGUUAUAACACAUUCAAAAAUUGCCGGCUCAAGCAGCAAUGACACUGGUAUGACGUCAGAGACUCAGCGAUUAUGCCAUUGGCUCUCACGUGUUUUGUGACCAAUCGUCACAAGCUCAAGUAUUUACCAUUGGCUCACAUGUGUCUUGUGACCGAUUACAAUGACCUCAUGUUCGGAUGUAUAUGUAUUUUUACAUGCCAGUGUCAUGAUAAAUUGAGUCUGCCUGGUAAUUGGAGUCCCCAUAUAACAUCACAUCGAUUCCAUUGGCUCAAAGAACUAGUACUCUAUUCAGUGCCUGAUUAAAAAUCUUACAAAUUCACUUUAUGGUUCAUGCAGUUUUAACUAUGUAAAUAUGACAUUUAAUGUUUUUUUUAAAUCAUAUGUUACACAUAAUAAUAUAUAACUGAAAUUAUAGAUUGUGAAAUUAAAGAUGUGUCUUUGUUUGUGAUUUUCAGUUAGCCUAGACUUCAAUGACAUGCUAUCACAAUAACAUGAUAGGUUUUUGCUCAGGCAUUACAAACAAUUAGCCCCAUGGGGACUUGAUUUACCAGACGGACUAAAUUUAUCAUGACACCAGUAGAAUUAGGAUGACACAGGAUCAGGAUGCCUUCACGGAGGGCAUCUGCUUUUUACGUCUUUUCUUUAAGAACUGGAAUACUCUGUCCAAGUGGUUCUAGUCUUUGGCAGAACGCUCUCCUUUGUCAUUAUGAACUAUGGAAAUAUCUCCUCAACAGAUCAACAUUUUCAGGCUGGCUAUGACACAGUAAACUCAACAAAUUAUUUUUCAAUCCCUGUCCAUGACGAGAAUAUGCUCUCCAACUCCAGCAAUGUCAAUGUGCUGGGACGCUGGGCAUUCCGUGUUGAUGGUGGACCUGAGGAGGGAAUAUUCUACCCGUAUGGAGAUGAAGAUGCAAAGAGCCCUCAGUCAGAUGAUGGAAGUUCUCCACCAAUCAUCCUACUGGAGCCAUUUGUCUACUUUGGCCGUAUUUACAACACAAUAUAUGUGAAUAAUAAUGGAGAUCUGACAUUUGAUGAGCCACUUUAUCAGUGGUAUCCUUAUUAUUAUUCUACAUUCUCGCCCAGAGACAUCAUUGCUCCACUGUGGACAGACAUUGAUAUUAGAUGGGGUGGAACCAUCUCUUACCGAGAAGUAACAGAUACUCGUCUAUUUGAGAGGGCCUCAAGAGACAUAAACCAAUGUUUCCCAAACUUGAACUUCUCUGCCUCUUGGGUUUUCAUUGCUACAUGGGACAAAGUACCAUACUAUAUGCAAAGAGAAGCAGAGUCAACCUUCCAAGUGGUUUUGGUGUCUGGCAAAAACCUAUCAUUUACACUGAUGCAUUAUGAUUAUAUUGCUCCCACCAUUUAUGUAGAGUCUGGCUAUGACACAAUUAAUUCUACUGAAUACUUUUCAAUCCCUGUCUCUGACAUCACAAACCUGGCAUACACAAGCAAUGUCAACAUUUUGGGUAGAUGGGUAUUUCGUGUUGACAAAGAAUCAGAAAACAACGGUAACAUACUAUAUAACAUUUUCUUCAAAUAUCUCAAAACAUGAACAUUUGUCAGUUUAUUUUAAUAUUACUGUAUAUUUAUAUGUGUACAGUUAAGAAAUGUACAUUUAUGUAUCUAACAUCUCCCUCUGUUUUGUUUUCAGGAUUUUGUGACACAACUGAACCCCAAGGUACAUUUAUAUGAGGUUGACAAUGUGGUUUCUACUUUCUACUUUAGUCAAAUAUAUUUGAUGCCUCAAUUUGUUUGCAUUGGAGUAUCAUUGCAAUUCAUUUAGUUCCCCUGGUCAUUCCUGUACACAAUUGGCAGUCAGAUAUGUACAUAAAAAACAAAUGUAUUAUAUUAUAGCUGCACCACUUGAAAAGCCUUUUGGGAAAUAUCAUAUGUUAUAUUUCCUGGUAACACUUUAUAACUUUACAGUUGCCCGCUGUCACACGAGUCCACCACUGCUGCAGCAGCAGCAAGCGCUCAAAACAAUCAAACAGGCUUUGUAAGAAAGAAUGUAAAGUAAUUCAACCUUGAAUUAAACAUGCAUAAUUUACACUGAUGAGCCAAAACAUUAUGACCAAUAAUAUACGGUUGGUCCUCCGUGUACUGCCAAAACAGCACCAACUCGCAAAGGCAUGGACUCUACAAGACCCCUGAAGGUGUCCUGUGGUAUCUGGCACUAAGACAUUAGCAGCAGAUCCUUCAAGUCCUGUAAGUUACAAGGUGGAGCCACUGUGGAUCGGACUUGUUGGUCCAGCACAUCCCACAGAUGCUCAAUCAGAUUGAGAUCUGGGGAAUUUGGAGGUCAGGGCAACACCUUGAACUCUUUAUCAUGUUCCUCAAACCAUUCCCGAACAAUGUGUGCAGUAUAGCAGGGUGCAUUAUCCUGAUGAAAGAGGCAACUGCCAUCAGAGAAUACCAUUGUCAUGAAGGGGUGUACCUGGUUUGCAACAAUGUUUAGGUAGGUGGUAUGUGUCAAAUUGACAUCCACAAGAAUGGCCAGACCCAUGGUUUUCCCAGCAGAACAUUGCCCAGAGCAUCACUCUCCCUCCACCGGCUUGUCGUUUUCCCACAGUACAUCCUGGUGCCAUCACUUCCCCAGGUAAACGGCGCACACGUACAAGGCCGUCCACGUGAUGUAAAAGAAAACGGGACUCACCAGACCAGGCAACCUUCUUCAACUGCUCCAAGAUCCAGUUCCAACACUCGCGUGCCCAUUGUAGGUGCUUUCAAUGGUUGACAGGGGUCAUCAUGGGCACUCUGACCGGUCUGUGGCUAUGCAGGGUGCGAUGCACUGUGCGUUGUGACACAUUCCUCACAUAACCAUCAUUAAAAUUUUCUGUGACUUGUGCCACUUUAGACCUUCUGUCGGUUCGGACCAGACGGUAUAUCCUUCAUUGCCCUUGUACAUCAAUGAGCCUUGGGUGCCCAAGACCCUGUCGGCGGUUUGUGGUUUGUCCCUCCUCGGACCACUAAUGGUAGGUCCUCACCACUGCUGACCGGGAGCACCUCACAAGCCUUGCCGUUUCAGAGAUGCUCUGACCCAGUCAUCUGACCAUAACAAUUUGGCACUUGUCAAAGUCGCUGAGGUCUUUACUCCUGCCCAUUUCUCCUGCAUCCAACACUUUCACUACGAUAACUGAUUGUUCGCUUACAUCUACAAGCUACUUAGACCUUGACAUGUGCCUUUGACAGAGGUGUGGUUACAUUUACUUGAGUACAUUUUUGGAGAAAAUUUACUUUCAAGAGUAAGUUUAAUAGCGGGUACUUUUUACUCUUACUCAAGUAAAUUUCUAAUGAAAAUGUUUUUACUUUUACUUCAUUACCAUGGGCAACGUUCCUUUCGUAACAUUACUGGUUUUAAUUAAAUACGUUUUAAUAAAUGUGUGGUUUAUUGAGAGAUUUUUAAAUGGGUCUUUUACGACAGUGGAACUUUACAGUUGCUCACUGUCACUCGAGUCCACACUUUCUUUUGUCAUGCAUUGCUUUCAUAUUACACCAAGAUAAACAGAUAUUUCAAGCUAAAAAAACUCGUUGAAGAUUGUGAUAACGUGAGCUUGGGCGAUAUAUCGAAUAUUAAUAAUAUAAUCACAAUCAUUUUGCUGACUAUGUAAAAUUAACCAGUAUCGUGAAUAUCAUGAUGAUUUUAAUGUGCUUUCAUUUGGCCAUUAAGUUUCAUUAACAGCCCAUCAGUAGACUAAUUUCACGAUCCUUCAGGACUGCACAAUUAAUCAAAAUAAUAUCAAAAUAGUGAGUUGGUCAUAUGUGAUUAUUAAUCCAUGAGAGUCUGUGAUUUAAAGACAGAUAAACAUGGUCUUAGUGUGAUUCAGAACAAACCGGUGACGCGCUGAUCUGUGUGCACGCGAAUGGCGGCGCUCUCAGAUCAGUUCACAUGCAUUGUGAAAUCAUAGUAAUGCAGGUUCAAGCAAUCGUGCAAUUCCAAACAUUAGUAACCGCUACAAGUUAUUAAACAAAUCUACAAAUGCGGCAUCAUAUAACAGAAAAGCAGGAGAUUACAGCAUUUCAUGAAAUGCGGAACAUUGUAAACUGUCAAACACACAUUGCCCUUUCUGUGUCGAAAUAAAAGCCCCUUGUGAAGUUGAAGUAAAUACGACAGCACUUUUGGUGUCAAAAUAAAAGCCUCCAGGUGGAGGUGAAGUAAACAAGACAGAAAUAUAUUACUUUUGUAUAACACAAAUCUAAUAAUCAGAAUAAUAAUGAUAAUUCAGCAUUAUAUUAUAAUAAUAAACCUGACGUGUCCCACAGUAAUAAUUUAGUAUUUUGCAAUGUUCAACUGGUGUUUCAAAAAUAAGUCAGUGUACAAUGGUUGUUUGGAUGAAAUGAUGGUUCCUCUGAUAAAAUAAAAAAAUAAAUAAAAACACACACACUUGAGCCAUUUUAGAGAAAAUACAUAACUAUCGAGAUAUAUAUCGAAUAUCGUCAAUAGGCUGAAAAAUAAAAGACAUAUCGCCCUUUCAAAAAAUUUUGAUCUGUUGAGGAGAUAUUUCCAUAGUUCAUAAUGACAAAGGAGAGAGUUCUGCCAAAGACUAGAACCACUUGGACAGAGUAUUCCUGGGAAAGUUCCAGAAAAACAUUAGGUUUCAAUGAGAAAACCACAAGAACCACAAAAAAAACAAAAAAAAAACAGUGCAACUUUGUACUUCAAUCUGUAUUUGUGCCCUACUGUGUUGUGGUGAUGGUCAUUUUCAGGGUGAUUCUGUAUUUAUGAGCUCUGUCCUCAAUUUCUAAGUAUAUAUGUAUAUCAGUGCUGAAAUAUAUCAGUGUCUACUGUAUAAAUCCAUAAACUUCCCCGUUAAGUGUAAAUGCCUUUUGCUCUUCCGAUCGCAUGCGUUCGUGUCUACUGGAGCGCAUCUCUGCGCGUACACGCUGUACAGCAACUUUGCAUUUGACAGAUGUGCGUUUUUCUCAUGGACAACAGAGAACAAGAUCUGAACUUAAAUAAGCCUUUAACACAUUUCCAAAUAAAGAGGUGGUUCAGUUUACCCUUACUGUAUAGAACUAAUGAUCUAAAUUCUUUCUACAAUGAAAAUACUGUAACUACACUGAACUAAGAAUCCAUACAGGGCUUUAAAAAGUGUUGAAAUAGCAGAGGUAGCCAUUAACAAAGUAUGCUUGCUUCGUUUUAUUCAGCAUUAAAUAUGAUUGGGCCUGUGGAAUAUUGUUCACGUUUUUCACCGUAAUAAUUACUAAAAACUGGUUUCCAAACUUCUCUUCUAAUUUACAGAUUCAUCCAAAUCUGACAAGCAUCCUUAAAGUGAUAGUUCAACCAUAAUUUAAUAUUCUGUCAUCAUUUCCCCCCUUCAUGUUGUACCAAACCUGUGUGACUUUCUGUAUUUUGUGGAACCCAAAAGAUGUUAGACAGAAUUUUAGGGACUGACAAUCUUAGUCAUCAUUCCCUUUUAAAAUAAGGAGGGAAAAACAUGCAGUGAAAGUAAAUGGUGACUGAGGACAACAUUCUGUCUACAUCUCCUUAAUUGUGUUGCAUUGAAGAAAAAAAGUCAUACAGGGUUGGAACAGCAUGAGGAUGAAUGAUGAAAGAAUUUACAAUAAUAAUAAUAAUUAUUAUUAUUAUUAAAUUAUUAUUAUUAUUAUUAUUAUUAUUAUAUAAUACAUGUUUAAUGUGUUUUGUGUAAUGGAAUAUUGGGGAGUAAACGUCCAUUAUAUUACAUAUGAAAGUAACCAGUUACACGCCACUUUAGUAUUCUUUUAAUUGGAUACUUUUUUACUCUUACUCAAGUAAUUAUUAAUAUCAUUACUUUUACUUCUACUUGAGUAAUUAUUUCUCAAGUAAUUGUACUUUUACUUGAAUACAGUUUUUGGCUACUCUACCCACCUCUGGCCCUUGUUAGGAUAUGAUCUAUGUUAUUCACUUCACCUGUGAGUGGUCAUAAUGUUUUGGCUCAUCAGUGUAUAUAAAAUAUAAAUAUGUAUUAUAAUAAUAUAAUAUUAUCAUAAUUAAGAAAUGUUAUGACUUUUGCUGUUUUCCAAUUACACAGGAUUAUUUUGCAUAAUUUACAUGGAUCGUCAUUAUCAAACAUUUAAAAAAAAAAUUAUCUACAAAAUGUAGAUAAUUACAGAUCUUCUCAAUCAAAACCUAUCAGCAUCAAAUCUGUAUUAAUGCAUCAUAUAAUCUGUAUUUAUGCAUCAUACAGUAUAUAUAUCUACAUCCACAUUGUUCAAUCAAAGAAAUAUGAUGCAGAAGUUUCCUUAAGAUCGAAACACAUGCUCAUGUUUUACUAAAAAGAGAGAAGCCUAUUUUUCUCAGGCAACAUAAGUGGUGUAAUUGCGAAAAUUUGUUUUUUGGUUUCAUGAAACAAUUAUCGAAAAGAAGAUUUACUGGCUAUUAACCAGUUAUCAGCAUUUAAAAAUAAUGUUUUAGCUCCGGAACAAUUGAAAGGGACUUUGUUCUCGUUUUUGGUA
This is a messenger RNA of Myxocyprinus asiaticus (Chinese sucker), 8347 nucleotides long. RefSeq names its product sushi, nidogen and EGF-like domain-containing protein 1. Bases 2616 to 3464 code for a protein of 282 amino acids. Gene Ontology annotation, biological process: cell-matrix adhesion. The record is from RefSeq and is a predicted model, not a curated record. NCBI's taxonomy places the organism in Eukaryota, Metazoa, Chordata, Actinopteri, Cypriniformes, Catostomidae. The transcript has 7 exons.